CGAAGUGAAAUAAACUCUUAUGAUCUUAUGAUCAGUAAAUGAAAGUUUCUCGUUGAGUCAACAUGAUACUAAUUGUUCUUGGAAAAGCAUGGUGAGAAAACAUUUCGCCAUUUCAAUUUUUCUGUAAAGAAAAAAGUUAAUGAAAAUUGGUUAAACAGAACGAUUACAAUUGAAUGGAAAGUGAAAAGAAAAUCAAUUGAAUAGAAUAGUCUAAAAAGAAAGUUGAAGAAAACGCUUUUUUACAUUUCCGUUUCGUUGUUCGAACAAACUUAGAAGUCCAUUUUAAGGUCAUUUCACAUUAUUCCGAUUCGAUUGGCUAAAGAACAGUAAAAGAGAGAAAAAACAAUUUUUCGUAACUUUCAAAGUACCGUUUGCUUUCAUGUACAAUUAAAUUGAUCACAAGACAUUCAUUUAGUUUCCUCACUCAUUCACUCAAAUGUAACCCAAGUGAAUCCAAGCAAAUAUCAAAAACAUUAACGGAUUGAACAAUCUGAGUUACAAAACGAGAGGAAAACUUGUCAACAAGUUUUUUCACUUUCAUCAAUAACUCAGUUUUACGACAAUUAUUAUGUCAACUUUCAACAGAAUUGACCACUAAUCAACUCGGUACUUUUGGUAACAAGUUGUCGUUGAUCGGCGCUCAAAACAGGAUGAAAGUGAAACCCUUCCAGAACCAAAUGGUUGCCCAAUUUUGGAUCAAAUUAAACGUCUCUUCUCUUUGGAGUCUCAUCUUUACUUUAUUGUUGAUACUUAAUUAUUUAACUUUAUCGGUUGACUGUAGAGGCAAUGGACCCGAUUGUCCAGCCAAAUUGGAUAAUUGUACAACCAUGGUCAAGCCUUAUCUUCAUGAUCUUAAAUACAUGUUUCCAACCACAAUUGAUGAUGUCGACGAAAUGUGCAAAAUGUGGAGUCUUUUCGUCGAUUGUGUUCGUCGAUAUGUUACAACUUGCUUUACAGAAGAAAGACGAAUGAAGUUCAAUAGCGCAGUAGAAGAUUCGGUUGCCGCUGUUCACGCAAUUUGCAGCUCAGAAACUGUCCAAAGAGAGUACCUUUCCCAUGCUCAAUGUUUCAGACGAGUUUCAGUCGAAAAUUGUGGCUCAUCUUAUAAACAGUUAAUCGAUAUUGUUUCCAAUCAAAGGUCGCAUGAUGAACACAUUUGCUGCUUUUAUGGUCACUUCAAAGAAUGCGUAUCUGACCCAUUGAUACGUGAAUGUGGACCCAGAGCUCGUAAUCUGAUGGACCAUUCAAUGGGAUUCUUAAUAACUCGAUGUUCCCAGAAGUACACUUUUAGCUCUGGAGCUCCAUGUUCAACACCAGCACCAGCAACUGAACGAACAAUUGCACCAAAAUAUGAAAGUCUCAACAGCGACGACACAAACAGUAAAUCGGAAAAGAUUCAAGAGAUUGAAGGAUCAACAAGCACAAUUAGCUACUCAUUGCCUCGUCAAGGAAGAAUUUCAUCUUCCAACAACCUCAGAAUUCAAUUUCUCCAGCAAAUCAACUUUUCUCUUUUAACUUUCAUUCUACUCUCGAUACUUUGGUGAUUCAGCAUUUGAUUUUUACUUUCAUUAGUUCAAUAUCCAUGUUAUGAAACAAUUGAGAAACUUACAAGUUGUUAGUCCGAAACUAUUCAUGCAAUGUACAAUAACUUCACUGUUUACCAAAAUUCGUUGAAAGUAGCACCUAAUUGAACCACUCGAUGUAACUCGAUGAAAAACUAAAGUCCAUUCUUUUAAUUCUCAUCACUCAUUUAAUUCACAAAUUAAAUUUGAUUUUAAAACA
Molecule: messenger RNA, 1782 nt
Organism: Tetranychus urticae (two-spotted spider mite)
Lineage: Eukaryota; Metazoa; Arthropoda; Arachnida; Trombidiformes; Tetranychidae
Source: RefSeq, a predicted model, not a curated record